Molecule: messenger RNA, 4998 nt
Organism: Ceratitis capitata (Mediterranean fruit fly)
Lineage: Eukaryota; Metazoa; Arthropoda; Insecta; Diptera; Tephritidae
Gene: Marf1
Product: meiosis regulator and mRNA stability factor 1
Exons: 10
Coding region: 1-4527 (1508 amino acids)
Biological process (GO): mRNA 3'-end processing
Cellular component (GO): RNA polymerase II, holoenzyme
Molecular function (GO): nucleic acid binding; RNA polymerase II complex binding
Source: RefSeq, a predicted model, not a curated record
AUGAGUGACAAAUUUUAUGGUAUCUUUCAAGCCGAAGAUGCGACCUACUCCAACUACAAUGGCGUUUUACAUCAACAGCAACAACAACUAAAUCAGUCAUUUCCACCGUCUGGUCUUAACCAGCGCUGUGCUGAGUUAUCGAAUUAUUACGGUACGAGCUCCGGCAAUACCAACGGCAUAGUUACGGAUACAGCUCUCGCUGCUUCGAGUACUUUGGAUGUCGCUAAUGCGCACACUCGUCUACUAGGGCCGUCACUACAUUAUUUUGGCGGUUGUAAUAGUCAGUCGCAGCUCCACACUCAGCAGCAUCAGCAUUUAUUCUACAACAACAAUCCUUUGGCUCAGUCAAAUGCACCACUAUCGGAGAACUGUGCAUACAGCAUACCAACCACGACACUUGAGCUUAACGGUGGCUUAGUUGGUGGUGGCGCAGCAGGCAGCAUGUCGUACAGUUAUAGUCGAAACCGUUAUAUGCCCUAUAACCGCACAACAACGAAUACCACUGCCGCAGCGCAGUAUCAACCGAAUUGCUCGCUCGGCAUGCCAUCGGGUAUGCCGAGGGCUUUGAACACGCUACCGCUUACGAAUGCCAUGAGCGCGAGCGCACAACAAAUGUAUGCGACAUAUCAGCAAUUCUCCAAUAUCUAUCAGAACUACCCGAAUUAUCUGGGCGGUCCGCCGUUGGCUAGUUCAACGGUGACAGCGGCAGCGAUGGCUGGCAAAGCGCCAAGUGAGUGCGGCAGCGAGAAGAGCACGAACGCAGCGUUGGAGUGCAGCCGGCGCGCGGCGGUUACGUUGGGAAACUGUGGCACGGCGGUACAGACAAUGCGGCGUAGUCUGGCUACUACUGCGGUCGGUGGUAUGACGGAUACAAAUUCUGUUAUGGUUACAGACAUCAAUGGCAAUGUGGAAUUAACUAAGAGCUGCGGCUCGUGCAAUGCCACCGCCAGUCAAUCCAUUACACUGCAAAUCACCAAUUUGGACUAUACCAUGGAGGAAUCGAGUUUACGCAAUUUCCUAAUGGGACAAUUGAAGCCGAUAACACCGGUUCUGUCGCUGGUCUUUGAAGGCAAUUCCUAUGCCAAAGUCACUGUACCGGAUAUGUUUUUCGCAAAACAAGUCGUCUCGAAUUUACAUCGCAAGAAGAUCGGACACAAACGCAUGUUAGUCUCGUACACACGCGACUCCUCGCUGACCGAAAUCAAUACGUUGCGUUGUCAGGUAGCGGGAUUACUUAAGGACGUGCCCUACUACACACUACCAAUGUAUAAGUUCCGUGAACUUUUUCAAGCACGCUUCAAGACAUCUAUUAGCGUUUUGGAUCUCUAUAAAAUGCCCGACAUCUGCACGAUCAGCGUUGAUAAUAGCGAGGAGAAAUUCAUUAGCCUACAAACGGGCGUCAUUAACUCGCUGGAGAACUCACCCUUAAUGGAGGGUCUACAACACAGUGUACCCUAUUGUACUGUACAUUUCAAACGUGAACAACACAAAGGCUGGGCUGAGCAAGAUAUUGAACCGUUACCGAAUGUCUGGAUGACAAUAUCCGAAAUACAAAGGAUUAUAUAUCCCUUGCUGAAGAAUCACACCGGCGACAUACCGGUCGCUUCGCUGGUGCAUUGCAUCAACGGCCAGAUGAAUACUGAAAUAAUACCGAAUGAGAAUGGUGUCAACUUGGAGCAUUUGGUGUGCUGUGUGCAGGGCAUACAGAUACAAGUGAAUAAUUUUGGCAUUAAGAUACUCGGCUGGCUCGAGGCGGAGAAGGAUAAUUAUGCAAAUUAUGCGGCGCCACUGAAUGCGAGCAUCGGCGCUACGAGCGCCACUUCGUCGUCGUCGCUGGAGCGCGGCUUAUACUCGAAAUCUGCAUGCGGCGCCAGCGAUCCGCUAUAUCAGAUUUCACGUGAAGUUAUCGAGUUGGUGAAGAUGUCACCAAAGUCCACGAUGAAAUUCAAUCGCUUCAUACCAGCCUAUCACAAUCACUUCGGCAAGCAGUGUCGCGUUGCCGAUUAUGGUUACACCAAGCUGAUUGAGUUGUUUGAAGCCCUUUGCACGGUGGUGCAGAUUAUUGGCGACGGCGAGAACCGUCAGAUUACGCUAACGCAUCGCACGCAGCUGCGUCGUUUCACCUCGGAUUUAUUGCGUAUUUUACGCGCGCACGGCAACAAAUCAGUCUUGCUCUCGCAGCUGCCAACAAUUUUUGCGCAAACGCAAAAUCGCACUUUUGACGUCACCGAUUAUGGCGUGUGCGAUAUACGCGACAUCUUGGAUGGGCUUGCCAACUCGAAUGUCGUCGUAAUGUCGCGUGUGUCCAACUCUGAUGAUAUGCUCAUCUCGAUGCCGAAGCGUAAACAAACCAAUGUCGAGCUGGAGAAGACUAUAUUAUUUGCGGGCGAAAUGGUCGAGCUUUUCCGGAAUGCGCCGCAAUACACCAUACUCUUUCAGAAAUUCGUGCGCUCCUAUCACUAUCAUUUCGCUUAUCAGUGUCGCCUGAGCGACUAUGGUUUCCUUAAGUUGGCCGACCUAAUGGAGGCCAUACAGGGCGUCGUCGAAAUGGAGCAGACAAACGAUGAGGAUAAAAAGAUUUAUCUCACACCGAAAGUGGCGCGUCGUGUCUUUGCCGAGCAGUGUGAAGAGCUCGUAAGCAAUGUUACGGGCACAGCGCAGACUUGUACGAAGUUGGAUGAGAUGCUGCAGUUGCACAAAAAGAAGUAUGGCUAUCAAAUACUACCGCAGACUUUGGGCGUGAGCAGCAUUGCGGAAGGCGUGGCAAUGAUGCCUUACAUAGAGUUGUUGGAAAAAGAGGAUAAUGUUUUGUGGAUUAUAUGCCAUCGCGAGGACACUCUGUUUCGUAAUCAGAGCUAUCGUGCUUGUAGGUUGAUUCUGGCGCAAGAAGGCAGUCUCCAAAGCAGCUUCAAUGAAUCGGCCGCCAGUGAUACCAAGGAGAAUCAUUGCAAGAAUCUUACUCUGGCCGCUCUGAUUGAAGAAUUCAAUAAGAAAUAUGAGGAGAAAAUAAGUGAGAGCACAGUUAAGGCCAUGAAACAUCUGAUCGAGAUCUUUACGGAGGAGGAAGUCGCUUAUGUACGCAGCACAUCGUUUUUGAAAUUUCUGCUGAACAUAAUACGCGUUGUGGAGAAGCGCACUACGGUCAUGUUGACGGAGCUCAAAAAUGCUUUACAUUGCAACAUCACGACCACCUUUGAGUUCGGCUAUCCAAAUCUCUUCUCCGUCGUAUCUGCAUUCACCGACAUUUUCGUCAUCCAUACGGGUCUUACACAGGAGCGAAGUGAAAUUUCAUUGCAACCAAAUUGUGAACUGCCCAUGAACGCCUCAACAAGCCGCUCCGGUUCAUUCAGUGGAGUGAAAAACACGACCAGCAAGCAAAAACCGUCACGUCCCCUCCGUCUGCCACUUAGCGAGAACAACAACAGUCGUAGCUACAGUCUGCAAGGCCCUCCGGCUAAAACUCGUGCACUCUCAACCGCAAUCGACAUCAAUAACAACUAUCAGGUGACGUCUAACAACUACAAGGCCAAGACUACCUGCAGCAUCGCUGCAUACCAGCCACCGCUGAAGAUACAACGCAGCGCAGCUACAAAACCAAAACCGCCGCCACUGCAACUGCUACCGCAACAACAGUCAAACCAGCAACAAAAUGUGCAACAACAUCAACAACAGAGCUUCACUGCAUUGGCCUCACAUUCCAGCUACAAUGGCAAUGCCUCCAUCUAUUCGGUCGCCUCAAAUAACUCAAGCCUCAAUAUGUCUGCAUCGAGUUCUGCGCACAUGACCGACCAAUCGCUAAACUCAUCAUUUGGCGGCGCUUUUAACACCUCGUUGAACUCAACUAAUUUAUCUUUGUCCGAUUUGAAUAUGAGCCGCACACAACUGAAGCAAACCGAGUUUUCGCAGGCUACCACCGACGCGUCCGCUAUGUGUACAACCACUACCACUAUGGCUGGUACGCAGUUGGGCGGAACAGCAAAGUUCUGGGAUCGUCGUCAUGCUGCUGCCAUCGCUGCCGCUACUGCCGCUUCGCUGGCUUUUCAACAACAACAACAACAGUCGCAUAUGAUGAGUGAGAAAAUGUCGGUUCUGCCAUCACUUAUUAUGUCCACGUCGGAAGGUGCUGCUAUGGAUGCGCAUGGACAGCAUCAACUCCACACACAACAGCAACAGCUGCAACAACAACAACAGCAAUAUCAAUCGGCAAUCGCACAAGGGAAAAUCAAGCAGGAACCGUCUGCCUAUGUGGACCAGCCAAUGGUCAAUAUGCAUAUGUAUCCCAUGUAUGAGCCGCCAAAGCCGGACACACCACCGUCGAAUAAUAUGCCUUUUUGGAUAGAUCCUAUUUGGUCACAUAGCACCGCCGACAGUGAAGCGGGACAGAAUGCUUUGCUGAACAUUAAACUGCCAGAACUGAAGUCAUUCAAUGUUUUACCAAUGGUUUUGUCGCCCUACACGAUUUCCAAAGCCGAAAAUAUGAAGCAAAAAGUAUUCAAUUUCGAAAAUCAUGAUAGAAAAAUUGCUUAAAGCGCGUGUGAUUAUGGUUAAAAAGAAUAAGAACAAACGUCUCAACAGUUAUUAAUUAGAGUGGAAGAACGGUCUUCAUGUUUUUAAGGUAUAGUGCAUUAUUGUUAAGCGUGUCUUUAGAAAGAAAAUCAAAAUUAGAGCGAGAGAGAGAGAGAGAAAAAUAGUUGUUUAAGCAGUUUAAUUAUUUAUUAAUAUUUUAUUUAAUUAUAAAAAAAAAUAAUAAUUGUAAUGUUACCACGACAUUGAAUUGAAUUGUUCGUAUGUGUAACAAGCGAUUGAAAGAAUAUAUUGUUAUUGUAAUACCUCAAAAAUUGUUGGUAAGAAUCUACAUAUGUUUAGCGAGAUGAAAGAAAGAGAAGGAAAACAUUUUAACCAUAUUCAGUUCGUUGUAACGCCACUUAUAUACUAUAUAUUUUUUUAUUUAAGUUAAAAAUAUUUAAAUGCCAAUUUUAAAUAUUGUAUUUAUUGUAG